CUUUCAAUGCUGUUCCUCCUGCGGCAGGCUCGUUGCAGAGCCGCAACCCCACGGCGACUGUCCAAUUCCCCUGCACGGUAUUUGCAAACGGCAAGAGUUAUCUUUUCUGGUAUCCAGCCCACCGGUGUCCCGCACCUCGGAAACUAUCUUGGGGCCCUGCGGCAAUGGGUCACGCUGCAGGACGCAGCCGCUCCAGAUGAAACUCUUUUGUACGCAAUUGUAGACUUGCAUGCCAUUACCCUCAAGCAAGACCCCGCCCAGUUGCGGCAAUGGCGGCGAGAGAUGCUGGCGAGUCUGCUCGCCGUGGGCCUUGAUCCCAAAAGAUCAAUUAUCUUCUGCCAAUCCGAUGUACCCCAGCAUGCAGAGUUGAUGUGGAUUCUAAGCUGCAAUGCUUCCAUGGGCUAUUUAUCGCGCAUGACACAGUGGAAGAGUAAACUCUCCCUCCCCGCAACAGCUUCACCCCUGGACCUCGCCCCUCCCCGCUCCCCCUCUGCCCCCUCCCUCCCCUCUCUCAAACUAGGCCUCUUCUCGUACCCUGUCCUCCAAGCCGCCGACAUCCUCCUCUACCGCACUACCCACGUCCCUGUUGGCGAGGACCAAUCCCAACACCUCGAAUUCGCCCGCGAAGUCGCCAACAGCUUCAACCACAUAUUCUCUCCGACCACUCCACUUCUCAUACCCCCAGAAACCAUAUUGUCACCCGCUAAGAGAAUUAUGAGCCUCACUAAGCCCACCAAGAAAAUGUCCAAAAGCGAUCCCGACAUUAAAAGCCGAAUUCUCAUCACCGACUCCAAAGAUGUAAUUUCUAAGAAGCUAAAAUCCUCCUUGACAGACUCCCUCGACGGGAUUUCCUACAAUCACUCCACCCGCCCCGGGGUAUCUAAUUUAAUCGAUAUCAUGUACUACCUAGAUGAAUCCAUUGCUUCAUCGCCCGUCCAGCUAUGCGCUGACUUUCAAAAUAUGUCUCUGAAAGCCUUGAAAGAGAAGGUAGCUGAGGCGGUUGAUACGCAGAUCCGAGACGUUCGAGAAAGAUAUGAGAGCGUCAUGGGCGGAGAUGCAGGGGCGUUGGCCGACGUUGGGGAUGAAGGCGCGAGGAAGGCCGAGGAAAGAGCGAAGGAGACUAUUGGGCGGGUUAGGAAGGUAUUGGGGUUUACUUGGGAUUAA
Messenger RNA from Lindgomyces ingoldianus, 1164 nucleotides. Its product is annotated as tryptophanyl-tRNA synthetase. Gene Ontology annotation, molecular function: tryptophan-tRNA ligase activity; ATP binding. The record is from RefSeq and is a predicted model, not a curated record. Gene Ontology annotation, biological process: mitochondrial tryptophanyl-tRNA aminoacylation. Bases 7 to 1164 code for a protein of 385 amino acids. Gene Ontology annotation, cellular component: mitochondrial matrix; mitochondrion. NCBI's taxonomy places the organism in Eukaryota, Fungi, Ascomycota, Dothideomycetes, Pleosporales, Lindgomycetaceae. The transcript has 2 exons.